Molecule: messenger RNA, 2256 nt
Organism: Abrus precatorius (Indian licorice)
Lineage: Eukaryota; Viridiplantae; Streptophyta; Magnoliopsida; Fabales; Fabaceae
Product: ABC transporter G family member 20-like
Exons: 1
Coding region: 1-2256 (751 amino acids)
Cellular component (GO): membrane
Molecular function (GO): ATP binding; ATP hydrolysis activity; ABC-type transporter activity
Source: RefSeq, a predicted model, not a curated record
AUGUCUCGCUUAACACCCAAUCCAAACCACUACGAUAGAUCUCCUUUCUUCAACCAAUCCAUGGAGCUCGUUCAACUUCCCAACCAACCCAUAACCCGAAACCGAACCCAUAUCUCUCCCACCCUCGGCGAGCUCCUUAAACGCGUCGAAGACGCUCAAAACGACAACACUGCUACUGCUGCACCACCCCACCACGUUCUCGACCUCUCUUCUUUCUCUUCUCACUCUCACCCCUUUGUUCUCUCCUUCACUAACUUAACUUACAGCGUCAAACUCCGCCGCAAGACGGUUCUCACCCCUUUCUUCUUUUCCCCUACCAACGUUUCCCCGCCGGCGAACCACGAGGCCGAGACCAAACCCAACGGCACCAAGAUUCUUCUCAAUGACAUCUCUGGCGAGGCCAGGGACGGCGAAAUCAUGGCUGUCCUAGGCGCCAGCGGCUCCGGCAAGUCCACGCUCAUCGACGCCCUCGCCGACCGAAUUUCAAAGGAGAGCCUGAAAGGCACGGUGACCCUAAACGGCGACGUUCUGGAGUCGAGUCUCCUGAAGGUAAUAUCCGCUUACGUCAUGCAAGACGACCUUCUAUUCCCCAUGCUCACCGUCGAAGAAACCCUCAUGUUCUCCGCCCAAUUCCGCCUCCCUCGCUCCCUCUCCAAAUCCAAGAAGAAAGCACGCGUCCAGGCCCUCAUCGACCAGCUCGGUCUAAGAAACGCCGCCACCACAGUCAUCGGCGACGAGGGCCACCGCGGCGUCUCCGGCGGAGAACGCCGUCGUGUCUCCAUCGGAAUCGAUAUCAUCCACGACCCUAUUGUGCUGUUCCUGGACGAACCAACCUCCGGCCUCGACUCCACCAGCGCCUUCAUGGUGGUAAAGGUGCUCCAGCGAAUCGCUCAGAGCGGAAGCAUCGUCAUCAUGUCCAUACACCAGCCCAGCUCCAGAAUCUUAAGCCUUCUGGACCGCUUGAUCUUCCUCUCCCACGGUCAAACCGUCUUCAGCGGCUCUCCGGCGGCACUCCCCCUCUUCUUCUCCGAGUUCGGGCAUCCCAUACCGGAAAAUGAGAACCGCACCGAGUUCGCACUGGAUCUCAUUCGCGAGUUGGAAGAAGCUCCCGCUGGUACCAAAAAUCUAGUGGAGUUCAACAAGUCGUGGCAGCUAAAGAAUAAAAACAAAGCCGUCUCGGUCGAAGCCCAAAACGGGACCAAACCCAAAGUGUCUCUGAAGGACGCCAUUGGUGCUAGCAUUUCCAGAGGGAAACUAGUUUCCGGCGCUAACGGUAACGGGAACAAGUACUCGACGGUGGCAGUUCCGACGUUCGCCAAUCCGUUUUGGAUGGAGAUGGCUGUUAUAGGAAAACGGUCUUUAACAAACUCACGGAGAAUGCCGGAAUUAUUCGGAAUCCGUUUGGGUGCAGUUUUAGUGACGGGUGGAAUCUUGGCGACGAUCUUUUGGCACCUUGACAAUUCCCCGAAAGGGGUUCAAGAGCGUUUGGGGUUCUUCGCAUUCGCCAUGUCCACCACAUUCUACACCUGCGCCGAAGCCAUCCCCGUGUUCCUCCAAGAGCGUUACAUCUUCAUGAGGGAAACCGCUUACAACGCCUACCGUCGCUCUUCCUACGUCCUCGCGCACUCUAUCAUUUCCCUCCCUUCCCUCCUUUUCCUCUCUCUUGCCUUCGCCGCCACCACAUUUUGGGCCGUGGGCCUCGCUGGCGGCACUUCCGGCUUCCUCUUUUACUUCUUGACCAUUGUAGCCUCCUUUUGGGCCGGCAGCUCCUUCGUGACGUUCCUCUCGGGUGUGGUCUCGCACGUGAUGCUUGGCUUCACGGUGGUGGUUGCUAUAUUGGCCUACUUCGUUCUCUUCAGCGGCUUCUUCAUCAGCAGAGACAGGAUUCCUCCCUACUGGAUAUGGUUCCACUAUCUAUCGCUUGUCAAGUACCCCUACGAGGGAGUGUUGCAGAACGAGUUCCAUGUUCGUCCUCCCAGAUGCUUCGUCAGAGGGAUUCAGAUGUUCGAUAAUACGCCGUUGGGUGAUGUGCCCGAGACCCUCAAGGUGGAGCUCCUCAAGAGCAUGAGCAAGACGCUGGGAAUGAACAUAAGUAGCUCCACCUGCGUCAUCACCGGACUCGAUAUACUGAAGCAGCAGGGGAUCACGCAGCUCAGCAAGUGGAACUGCUUGUGGAUCACCAUUGCUUGGGGAUUCUUCUUUCGCUUUCUCUUUUAUUUGACGCUUCUCUUUGGGAGCAAGAACAAAAGGAGUUAG